Molecule: messenger RNA, 2730 nt
Organism: Cuscuta epithymum
Lineage: Eukaryota; Viridiplantae; Streptophyta; Magnoliopsida; Solanales; Convolvulaceae
Source: the annotation of a GenBank genome assembly
CCCGAUUCAUAUUCAAUUAUAAAUAGGGGCAACUCCAUAGAGCAAGGAACGGCAAAAGGUAAGCUUCUUUUAUGUUAAUAGUUUUAUUCGUCCUGCUUUUGGUGUUUUGCAGGAAUAGAGAGCUGCAAAAGACUGGCCACCACCGCAAAUUGCUGGUCCUGCCGGCAGCUGGGGCUAAUUCGAGAUUCCUUUUGCUGUGAGAAGAGAAACUGAAUGUUUCCAUAGCCGCAAUAUCUGUCCUGGUGAAAUGGUUUGGCCGCCGUUCUUGUUUUAUUGCCGGUUCCAUCGAUUGGGCUUGUGAUUUCCGGCGAGGAGGAGAAGUUUGGUCGAUCAUGUGUUCCGUAGAAGGUGAGCGUUGUUCGCUGCACUUGGAAGAAGGAGAACCGGCAACAAUUUUUUUUUUCGGGAUGAUGAUUCCGUCAGGAGCUGAGUUUGUGAUAUCGUUGGCUAGACUUUUGUAGAUGCAGCGGACUGAGAUUUCAAGGAGAAAGGAACCCGUCGCUGGUGCCAUUCACGGUUCGCUGGAGAGAGGAGAUGCCGUUGUUGCAGACUUGGAACUUCGUUUUCUCUGGAAGUCGGUGCUCAGAGGAGGUUGAUUUCAGGAAGGAGUUCUGCAGGCAGAUUCUUCCGGAGCUGUAGCGUCUGCUCUUAUUCUUGCCGCUAAUGCAGAUUGAAGCUUGAAAGCUAUUUGGUGUUUGGAAGCUAGUUGGUGUUGGAGAAGAUGCCGAUGCCUCUUGCCGGACUGCUCGUGUUGGAAGCUAGUUGGUGUUCGGAAGCUAGUUGGUGUUGGAAAAGACGUUGCCGCCUCUUGCCGGACUAUUCGGGUUGGAAGCUAGUUGGUGUCGGAACUCGGAAGCUAGUCGGUGUUGGAAAAGACGCUGCCGCCUCUUGCCGGACUGUUCGGGUUGGAAGCUAGUUGGUGUCGUUGUUUGAAGGCGGUACAGGAGAGCUAGUUGGUGUUUGGCAGAUUGCUGGGGUCGGAUGCCGCGGAAGCUAGUUGGUGUUGACGACAGUGCUGGCCAGAGUAGAAUUCUUCCGGCGCUGCUGCAGUUGGAGGUGUGGCUGAUGUUGUGCCAGCUCCUAGGGGAAGCUUGGUGCAGUGGUGUGGACGCCAAGAAUUUGGGGAAGACGCUGAGCCUGAUUUUUGUUGCAACCGCCGUUUAUUGGGCUGAGACGAUGUUGUCGGUGCUAUUGCCGUCGGAAAUUGAUGCCAGAAUCCGUCCAUUCAAUCGCUGGUGGAUGGUCGCUUUGAGAAGAAUGUUUGCUGGUGCUAUGCCGAUUUGUUCACACUGGGGUUCUCACGCUGGUGCAAAAGAUGCUGCGGACAGAAUAGAUCGAUCGAGGAAGAUGAUGAGACCAAUUUCAUCGCUAGAGUCAUUCGUUGGAGAUGCUGAUUCGUGCUUAUGUCCGCCGGCAAGCUCGAUCAAUUUUGCCGUUCCGUGAGGAUGAUCUGCGGCUAUUGCUGGAGAAUGAAGUCGGAUGUUGCUGUGUAUUUGCUAGAGCUCCCAACUUUGCUUUUUUUUUCCUGAUAUUUUGGGCCAUUCUCAAAUCUCAAAACGGAUAUAUCAAAACAAUGAGGGACAAUCAAAUCAGAGCUGCUUUACGUAUAUACUGCAUUAGUUGUCCACUUGUAGGAGAAAUUAGGAGCUCAGUAUUCAGCCAUUUCAAACGACUUGAACAUGGUGCCAUUCAGUGAAGAAGAAGAAAGAGCUUGGUCGGUUGCCGACUGUCAAUCGUCGAUGGUGCUUAGCCCUUUGUUGGGAUGACAACGAUUUAAAGAAUUAGGCCGAUUCCCGAUUGUCGGCGCCGCUUAGCCCUUUGUUGGGAUGACACCGAUUUAAAGAGUUAGGCUGAUUCCUGAUCGUUGUUGCUGCUUGGGGCCCUUUGUUGGGUUGGUGGCACCGUUCUAAAGAAUCGAGCCGAUUUUCUCUUGGGGCUCUUUGUUGGGUUGGUGGCACCGAUCUGAAGAAUUUUGUUGAAGUCAUGUAAAUACGAAGCCGUAUCGAUGCCAUUUAUGAAGGGCGGCUAUUUUGCCAUUUUAAGAAAAGCGACUACUUCGCCGUUGAUGAAGGGCGGCCAUUCCGCCAUUUAUGAAGGGCAUCCAUUUCGCCGUUUAUGAAGAGUAUCUAUUUCCUUGUUGAUGAAGGGCGGCCAUUCCGCAGUUUAUGAAGGGAAGCCGUUUCGCCGUUUGUGAAGGGCGUCUAUUUCCCCGUUUAUGAAGGCUGAAACGCCGUCACUUUCAACAUCAUUGAGACAAUGGCGCAGAUAGAAGAUGAUGUUCAAACCUAAGUUCAAUCAACUUUCGGUGAGGAAUAGACCUGAGAAUUCCACUUCUUGGUAUGACUUUGAAAUUGAGGAGAUUGCAAACAUUUUUCAUUAUCCUUUUGCUGAUAUUCUCCUUAAAAAAAACUUAAUUGGUGUGUGUGUUGUUAUAACUGAACUCAAAAAUGAAACUUUUGAGCUGCCUACGUACUCCUAUGAAGGAGAUCAAGUCAAACGUAGUUCAUAGGUACCAUUUGAAUUGGUAAUCUAAAAAGAGGUGGGGUACCGUACACAUUUUAAACUCUCGUGGGCCAAGAGUAUCUAUGAUUAUGCUCACCCAUAGACAAAGUGAGAUGUUUUAGCAGUUUAGCCACUUACAACAUCAUUGGUGGUUUAAGCCUUUCAACACUUUAUUUGACAUAUAUAUACCCCAACAUCAAGGGUACUGAAUCUUCAUAUUGGUCUUCA